CUCCCUGCUCCCCGCCUCGGUCCCGCCCCCGCUCCAGGUUUGAAGAUUCGGUCCCGCCACAGUCCGCUGGUCGCAGGUUCCGCCAGCCGCUGAGGACCCGCGGGUUUCCGCCCCAGCGUAGGUUUCUGGAGCAGAGGUGUCAGAGGUGGCAGAACUUGAACUGAGCCUCGAAGGGGAAGACUUUGGCAAAGUGGUAACUGAUACAGAUUGUACAUGGGAUAGGAUUUAGUCUCCCCUUAACGUCUGAAUCAAUGAAGCGAAAAUGGGAAGCAAAAUUGAAGCAAAUUGAAGAACGAGCAUCCUUGUAUGAGAGGAAACCAUUGUCCUCGGUGUACAGACCAAGACUGUCCAAGCCAGAAGAACCACCCUCCAUUUGGAAACUAUUUCAUCGGCAAUCUCAAGCUUUUAAUUUUGUUAAAAGCUGUAAAGAGGAUGUUCAUGUAUUUGCUUUGGAGUGCAAAGUGGGUGAUGGACAACGUAUUUACCUUGUAACAACCUAUACUGAACUUUGGUAUUACUAUAAAUCCCGAAGAAACCUCUUACACUGCUAUGAAGUCAUUCCUGAAAAUGCUGUGUGCAAGCUUUAUUUUGAUUUGGAAUUUAACAAACUUGCCAAUCCAGAAGCUGAUGGAAAAAAGAUGGUUGCAUUACUCAUUGAGCAUGUUUGUAAAGCACUUCAAGAGUUUUAUGGGGUCAAUUGUUCAGCUGAAGAUGUUCUCAACUUGGAUUCUAGCACCAAUGAAAAAUUUAGCCGCCAUUUGAUAUUUCAGCUCCAUGAUGUGGCAUUUAAAGAUAACGUUCAUGUUGGUAAUUUUGUGAAAAAAAUUUUACAGCCUGCUUUUCACUUGCUUGCUGGUGAAGAUGAUGAUAUGAUUCCAGAGACAAUGGACCAUGGAUUUUCCCAUUUUCCUGGAACACAAGUUAAACAAGGAAUUUCCUUGAGUGAAACGUCCACAGAUAAGGAUAUAGGAGAGAGCUGGUCAUUGAAUUCAGAGAAACUGGAGAGGCUGGGUGCAGCUAAGCAAAGCAGUCCUGAUCUUUCAUUUUUAGUUGUGAAGAAUAACACAGGAGAAAAGCAUCUUUUUGUAGAUCUAGGAGUUUAUACAAGGAAUAGAAACUUUCGGCUGUAUAAAUCAUCAAAAAUAGGAAAGUAUGUGGCUUUGGAGGUUGCUGAAGAUAACAGGUUUCGUCCUAUACAAUCGAAGAAUGUUUCCAUGGAAAAUCAGUAUUUCCUUUCUUCUUUGGUCAGCAAUGUCAGAUUCUCAGAUACUUUACGAAUUCUGACAUGCGACAUACCUCAACAAAAACGAUUUGAGUAUUUUAAUAGUACCAAUACUUCAGUAGAAACCAUUGAAGGUUUUCAGUGUUCACCUUACUUUGAAAUUGAUCAGUUUGUUCUCUCUUUGGUGAAUAAAAAUGACAUUAAAGGAGGGAUUCGGCGUUGGAACUACUUUUUCCCAGAAGAAUUACUGGUUUAUGAUAUUUGUAAAUAUCGCUGGUGUGAAAACAUCGGAAGAGCCCACAAGAGUAAUAAUAUCAUGAUUUUGGUUGACCUAAAAAAUGAAGUUUGGUAUCAAAAAUGCCAUGACCCUGUAUGCAAAGCAGAAAACUUCAAAUCUAACUGUUUCCCAUUACCGCCUGAAGUAUGUCUCCUGUCUCUUCUCAAAGAAGAAGAGGAGUUUACAACAGAUGAAACAGCAAACAAGGAAACCAGGAAUCCUUAUGAAGCACCAUCCAGAGCAUUGUCAAAAGGUACAUUUUCUGAUGUUGACUGGGAUAAUAGCAUUGAUGACACUUAUUUUUUGGAGGCUACAGAAGAUGCUGAAUUGGUAGAAGCUGCAGAGAACAGUCUUCUCGGUUAUGAUGGAGUAGAUGAAAUUCCUGAUGAACUAAUUAUAGAAGUAUUACAAGAGUAGCUAAUUAUGGACAUUUAUAUAACCAGGCUAUGAUUUGCUUCAAGAGCGAUUUAAUAACAUAGUAACUUAUUGUUAAAAUGUGUUAUGUAUCAACUAUGUUUUAUCACUUUGCUUCCAAUUUUUUUUUUACUGAAACCAGUUUUAUCAAAAAUUAAUUCAGUGUGCUUAAAUUCAGUACAGAUCUUAUUUGAUCAACAAAGUUGGUCUAUGUUCACAUCAGCUUGAUUCUGCAUGUUUAUAUGUAGGGUAAAACAUGUGUAUGUCUUGGGCUGAUUAGGUAUCAACAUUUUAACUCAUUACUUGAUAUUAACCAGAAAAUUAGGACCUCUAAAACUAACUGUCCUAAUUUUUAGUAACAUUUUUUUCAUUGAAGUAUAAAUGAUUUAUAAUGUUUCUGGUAUACUGCAAAGUGACUGAGUGAUAUAUUUUUUCAUAUUCUUUUCCAUUACGGCUUGUUACAGAUCAGCAAGACCUUACUGUUUAUCCCUUCUGUAUAUAAUUGUUUACAUUUGCUAUUCCCAGUUCAUCCGUCCCCUACUCCCCCUUGGCAAUCACUGAUCUGUUCCUCUGUGAGAGUGACAAAGUAAAAUUAAAUUUUGGUGGUGAAACCAUACAGCCAGCUUGACCAAUGAGACAAGUUUAUUUUUUAAUGUAUCUGAGAAUAUUGCUAUAACAAUAAAAAAAUUUUCAACUGAAAAUUUAGGUUUUUUUCCUCCCAAUUUUCUUUGUGGAAAAAUACGUUGGAAAAAUCCAUUAUCUCCCUUUUUGGUUAUUAAUUAAAAAGUACAGUUUCAGAAGGUAACAGGCAGUAGCUUGAGACUAAUCUUUGUAUGUGUACACUUUAGUAAACUGGUUCAUUUCUGGUCAAGGAGCUUUUCCAAUUGAUAGUUGCUAUUUUGCAGAUGGUUUUCAGUUCCCAAAAGAGGUCUUGCUUUGAAUAGCAGAGCUGGAAGGCUAGAUGAAUCAUACUGUUGAAGGAAAACAACUUUAGAUUAACAAAUAUAAAAAACUUUUAUAACCCUAUCCAUUCAUUGUUAUGUAGCUCUGUGUUACAACCAAAUGCCAGUGUAAUAGAGCUUUCUGUAAAUCACUCUUCCUCUUUUUUUUUGAGAAAACUAGUUUUAAUGUUUCUUUAAGAGAGUUGGUAAGCAAGAUUGCAAAGGAACUGCUUUGCAAAACUUGAGCCAGUCAUCCCAGAAUAUCAGUUGAUUCAAAGAACUGUGGCAUCUGAAUUAUUUAAAACAAAAUCAUUUCUGGGACAGGUCAAGACUUGGUUUGGGCAAGUCAGCUAGAGUUCUGUGGGAUCUGCUUGAUCUCAUACCUAUUUUAAAUACAGAAAAACAGAUGACAGAUUUAUUUAUUGCAAAAACUGAUGGAACAAGAACAUGAGGCCCAUGAAAAUCCAUUAUCUCGUGGGAGAGGGAGGGAUUGGCAUAUAUGCACUAUUACACAUGGGAUGGAUGGUCAACGGGGACCUGCUCUAUAGCACAGGGGACUAACUCUACUCACUAGUCUAUGAGGGAAAAGAAUUUGAAAAAGAAUGGAUAUGUAUAUUUGUGCAACUGAAUCACUUUGAUGUAAAGCAGAAACACUGUAAAACUAUAUAUGUCAAUAAAAUUUUUAAAAAAUUUAA
This is a messenger RNA of Sus scrofa (pig), 3549 nucleotides long. RefSeq names its product primase and DNA directed polymerase (gene PRIMPOL). The record is from RefSeq and is a predicted model, not a curated record. Lineage: Eukaryota; Metazoa; Chordata; Mammalia; Artiodactyla; Suidae. Gene Ontology annotation, molecular function: DNA-directed DNA polymerase activity; chromatin binding. Gene Ontology annotation, cellular component: mitochondrial matrix; nucleus. Gene Ontology annotation, biological process: error-prone translesion synthesis; DNA replication, synthesis of primer; replication fork processing.